Molecule: messenger RNA, 1164 nt
Organism: Anopheles coustani
Lineage: Eukaryota; Metazoa; Arthropoda; Insecta; Diptera; Culicidae
Product: prostaglandin reductase 1-like
Exons: 2
Coding region: 112-1116 (334 amino acids)
Biological process (GO): prostaglandin metabolic process
Cellular component (GO): cytoplasm
Molecular function (GO): 2-alkenal reductase [NAD(P)H] activity; 15-oxoprostaglandin 13-reductase [NAD(P)+] activity
Source: RefSeq, a predicted model, not a curated record
AUCGAUUCCACCUCGGCUGGGAGCGCGUAGUACGUUCGCCGGUCGUCGUUCCGUUCGGAAGUGCGUUUUGGAGGUUGUGUUCUUUUUCAUUCAAGUGUUUGGAAGCUCAAGAUGGUUGUCGGUCGCAAGUGGGUCUACGUGAAGCCGUUCGAUGGGUUGCCGAAGGAUGAGAACUUUCGGCUCGAGGAGGAAGUGUUCUCGGACGAGCUGAAGGAGAAUGAGUUUCUCACCGAAGCCGAGUUCCUCAGCGUCGACCCGUACAUGCGGCCGUACAUGGCCUCGUACCCGGUCGGGACGACGAUGAUCGGCGGACAGGUGGCGAAGGUGACGGCCAGCCGGCACCCGAACUUCCCGGUUGGUGCGUAUGUGUUUGGCAACUUUGGCUGGCGGACGCACUGCCUCGUUGACCCGCGGAAACUGCCCGCCGAAAGCCAACCGUACGUGCUGCCGUCGUUCGGGCGCCAUCCGCGCUCGCUCGCUGUCGGCGUGCUGGGCAUGCCGGGCAACACGGCCUACUUUGGCUUCCUGGAGCUGUGCCAGCCGAAGGAGGGUGAAACGGUGGUGGUGAGCGGGGCGGCCGGUGCCGUCGGUAGCAUCGUUGGGCAGAUAGCGAAGCUGAAGGGCUGCACGGUGGUCGGUGUGGCCGGUACGGACGAGAAGUGUGCCUGGUUGCGGCAGCUCGGUUUCGACGCCACGAUCAACUACCGUGCGGUGGGCGAGAGCGGGUUUGCCGAGGCACUGAAGAAGGCCGCACCGAAGGGCAUCGACUGCUACUUCGAUAACGUCGGUGGCUACAUCUCGGCCGCGGUGCUGUUGCAGAUGAACCUGUACGGGCGCAUCUCGGUGUGCGGCACCAUCUCCAACUACAACGAUGGGCGGGUGAAGGUGUCGGAUCCGCAGCGCGAGUACGUGUUCAAGCAGCUGCGCCAGGAGGGCUUCCUCGUGACGCGGUGGCACAAGCGCUGGAUGGAGGGCAUCGAGGCCAACCUGCGGUGGAUCGAGGAGGGCAAGCUCACCUAUCAGGAGACCGUGACCGAGGGCUUCGAGCGUAUGCCGGAGGCGUUCGUCAGCAUGCUAACCGGUGGCAAUACCGGCAAGGCGGUGGUCAAGCUGUGAUACGGGUUUCGCUCGAAGGAAUAAACACGAUCAAACGGUUCGUUGUAA